Messenger RNA from Capsella rubella, 1287 nucleotides. RefSeq lists its product as uncharacterized. Gene Ontology annotation, biological process: defense response. Bases 21 to 1127 code for a protein of 368 amino acids. Lineage: Eukaryota; Viridiplantae; Streptophyta; Magnoliopsida; Brassicales; Brassicaceae. The record is from RefSeq and is a predicted model, not a curated record. The transcript has 2 exons.
UUUUAACAUAUAGAAGAAAGAUGAUCAUUUCCGACCAUAGUUGUCCGAAGUUUUUUUGUUUCUCUUUUGCUCUCUCUGUUUCACACUUCAGUCCAUCGUCAAAACAAGAUUCAAAGUUCCAAACUUUUGUUUCUGUCGUAAGUCCGAAUCCAAAAUCAAUGGGGAAAAUGCUCGUUGAAAUCUGUUUGAUAUCAGCUCGAGGGCUCCGUGUGGGAAUCGGAAUCGGAUCCUCUCUACUGAAACAUCAGUGGUACGCUGUUGGGUGGCUUAAUCCAGAAGACAAGUACUGCACUGCAAUCGAUGCUUCGAGAUCAGACAAUCCUGUUUGGAGAACAAAGUUUGCUACUUUACUCGAUGACUCCGCGAUUCAAGAUUCCAAGUCGGUUUUGCACGUCGAGGUUUAUAGCAGAGAGCCCUUAUUCUUGAGGAAGAGGCUUCAUGGCUCUGCUACUGUUUCCCUGAAGGAGUUUCUGACCAAGUAUAAGCAACAACAGGGGUCUUCGAAAGCUGUAAUUGAAGAAACUGGAAGCUAUCAGCUCAGGAAGCAGAACUCGAGCAAGCCUCAAGGUUUUAUUGAUGUUUCCAUCCGUAUAUCUGCAGAGCAAGAAGACUUUGGGGUUUUUACAGGGGAUUUUGGAGGAGUCAUGCUCUCGAACAACUCCGAUUACAACACUUCAGGACAAGAUUACAUGGCUGGUUCAUCGCAGCAACCAUUUGCUCCAUUGAACCAGCCAAACAAUUCGAACCCAUUCUCAGAUCCACCAUAUAGCCAGUACUCAUCAAUGCCUAACCCUCCUAUGAACAACACCAACCCACAAAUGCAACAACCUUACUAUCCUCCACCAAUGCAGCCACCACCACCAAUGAACUCAGGGUACAUGCCAACAUACAUCCCAAAAUCAGAGAAUGUUACUAACAUACCAUCAUCGUCAUCAUCUGGAGGUGCACCAGGUGGAGCAGGAAGAGGAUAUGCAAGGCCUGGGCCAGGGUUUGCUGCAGGAUUGGGAGCUGGUGCAGUAGUUGGAGCUGGUGCAAGUUUGUAUGGGGGCGGGUAUAUGUCAGGAUUGGACAUACCUUCGACCUUACCUCACCCAAGUGGUUCCAUUUCCAUCGAUCCUCCAUUUUGAUGCAGAAACUGUUUGUUUCAAUGGCUGCAUUGUGAGAUUACCUAAAACACUGUAGAUUGUUCGUAUAUGAUAUGAUGAGAUCUCAGAUCCAUGAAACAUAUAAAUUUGGAGGCCUUUGGUUUCCCAGGAAUUCAAUGAAACUGUUUUUUUUCCGUUGUUA